This is a messenger RNA of Xyrauchen texanus (razorback sucker), 1178 nucleotides long. RefSeq names its product peripheral myelin protein 22-like. Gene Ontology annotation, cellular component: plasma membrane. The record is from RefSeq and is a predicted model, not a curated record. Lineage: Eukaryota; Metazoa; Chordata; Actinopteri; Cypriniformes; Catostomidae. Bases 134 to 607 code for a protein of 157 amino acids. The transcript is spliced from 5 exons.
UAAAGCUUGUCGUUGUAUCUGGACUUUGGAAGUACGUAGGACCUUUGGCACGAGUUGCGCGGCUGCAUUUCUGCGUUUUCAUCCAGUGUUGUGGACUUACUUUCGCUUCGUUCUCAAACAGGGAGGAAAAAUCAUGCUGCUCCUCUUACUUGGAAUCGUCAUUCUGCACAUUAUAGCUCUGGUGCUCCUUUUCGUGUCCACUAUAGUCAGUGCAUGGGUUGUGAACCCAAACAGCAGCUCAGACCUCUGGACAAACUGCACCUUAAUCAGUGGACUCUCUAAAUGUGACUACGCAGACUCUGGGGUUUGGAUUCAGGCAGUCCAAGCCCUCAUGAUCCUGUCGAUCAUUUUCAGCUGUCUGUCUCUCUUGCUGUUCUUCUGCCAGCUUUUCACACUCGAGAAGGGCGGACGCUUCAUCCUUACUGGAUCAUUCCAGAUCCUUGCUAGUCUUUUUGUUAUGUGUGGCGCAAUUAUUUAUACGGUAAAGAACGGCAUGUGGGUCCAUCCGUCAGAAUCUUUUGGCUUUUGCUACAUCCUGGCCUGGGUAGCCUUCCCUCUGGCACUAAUAAGUGGUUUAAUCUACGUAAUCUUGAAAAAACGAGGGUGAGGUGGUGCCCUUCUCUGGCCGCAAUCAGGAAGCAAAGCUCUGAAGCCAAAGUAUUGCACUGCACCCACAGAGAAGUGAAAUUGUGCAGUAUCUUCAUCUGGGGGGGUCAGUCAAAAUCAACUCCACUGCCACUCCAAAAAAAAACAUAUUCAAUACUGUCAUCAUUUGAAGAUGUAUAUAGUAUCUGUGGUUUAAAACCUAUUUAUAACACUUUUUACAUGUAUGUAAAUAGUAUUUUAUGUUUGCUCUGUUGACAAAGAACCUUGCAAAAGCUUUUCUUUUUGCUAAUUAAGUGCCUAGUGUGUGUUUUUGUCCCAGAAAUUUGCAGCAUUAGCCAUUAUGUGUUUGUCAUUUUCUUCCCUUAUACAGCCACAAAUACAUAUUAUAAAGUUUUUGAGGGGGGGUAUUUUAACCAAAGUGCAUGUAUUAAAUUACUGGGAUAAUGACAAGGUGUUUUCAAUUAUGCUACAUUCAGAAUCCAAAGAAAAAGUAACUGAUAAACCAUGUUUUUUUUUUUUUGUUUUCCCAUCAUUUCAAAGCUUGGUAACAUUUUUCCAUUUGUUAACAUGAA